Magnolia sinica is the source of this 1927-nucleotide messenger RNA. RefSeq lists its product as uncharacterized. The transcript has 5 exons. Gene Ontology annotation, cellular component: Golgi apparatus; membrane. NCBI's taxonomy places the organism in Eukaryota, Viridiplantae, Streptophyta, Magnoliopsida, Magnoliales, Magnoliaceae. The record is from RefSeq and is a predicted model, not a curated record. The coding region runs from base 118 to 1677 and encodes 519 amino acids. Gene Ontology annotation, biological process: transport.
ACACACUAGCAGCUGCAGUAGAUCCAAAAGCUAAAGCUCCAGAUUUCUAAGCUCCAGAUCUCUCUCUCUCUCUCUCUCUCUCUCUCUCUCUCUUCUUGGAGUGAAAAUAGGGAGAAAAUGGCGUGGAAGAUCCAUUCCAUUCCCUUCCUCCUCCCUCUCUUUCUCUCCUUCUCUCUCAUUCCCACCGACGCCUCCGUACACGACUACUCGGGUACGAGAUUCAUGAGCAAGGGCAACGCUUUCGUCGUCCAUGGCGGCAGCGAAGGCCUCUACGCCGCCUCCAUUUCUACGCACAACAGAAGUUCCGCGGCGGGCAAUGGCGAUUCUUAUAUACGUUUUGAAAAGGUUACAUUCCGACGGACUAAGGAAGCUGCAGACUCAAAUAAAGAUACCAACUCUGCGUUGGUACAAGCCAUCAUUUUUGAGGUCGAAGAUCGAGAGAUGGUCGGUGGUUCAGCCUACGGUGGUCAAAGAGCUGUUUGCUGCUCGUCGGAUCUUGCAAAAUUAGGUGCUUGCAACCAAGGUGAGGUCAUCUAUCGCCCCUCUACUACGAAUCCUGACUGGCCACAAGUGUUUGGUGUUUCUUUCAAGAGAGGCGACCUUGUUGCAACUUUGGAGUCAAAAUAUAUACAAAUUUCAAAGUCUGGGAUGUAUAACCUUUAUUUUAUUCAUUGCGAUCCAACCCUUAAGGAGCUGGUUAUGGAGGGAAAGACUAUUUGGAAAAACCCCACUGGCUAUCUACCAGGGAGGAUGGCCCCACUUAUGAAUUUCUAUGGAUUCAUGUCCCUUGCUUUUGUGAUACUUGGAAUCUUCUGGUUUUCUCAGUAUGCACGAUUUUGGAGAGAGGUUCUUCAACUGCAAAACUGCAUAACCCUAGUAAUUGCCUUGGGUAUGUUUGAAAUGGCAUUAUGGUACUUCGAGUAUGCUGAAUUCAACAAUACUGGAGUAAGACCUACUGGAAUUACUAUAUGGGCAGUGACAUUUGGUACUGUUAAACGAACGGUUUCACGUGUUAUCAUCCUUAUGGUUUCUAUGGGGUACGGUGUGGUGAGGCCUACACUAGGUGGUCUUACUUCGAAGGUGCUUUUGCUUGGAGCUACAUUUUUUCUGGCAUCCGAGGUGCUUGAACUGGUAGAGAAUGUCGGCGCUGUAAGUGAUCUUUCCGGAAAGGCAAGAUUGUUCUUGGUUCUUCCAGUGGCAAUCCUUGAUGCAUUCUUCAUUCUUUGGAUAUUCACCUCCCUCUCCAAAACGCUGGAUAAGCUUCAGGCAAGAAGGAUGAUGGCCAAGCUAGACAUCUACAGGAAGUUCACAAAUGCAUUGGGGGUGGCAGUUAUUGUAUCAGCGGGUUGGAUUUGCUAUGAGCUUUAUUUCAAGGCGAAUGAUGUGUACAAUGAACGGUGGCAGAGUGCUUGGAUCAUCCCUGCCUUUUGGCAAGUUCUCUCCUUCUCUCUUCUCUGUGUCAUCUGUGCGCUCUGGGCACCCUCUCAGAAUUCAAUGAGAUACGCAUUCUCGGAGGAUGCAAGUGAAGAGUUCGAAGACAAAGCAGAAACUCUAACGCUGAUAAAGCCAGCGCCAUUCCCAUCCAACAAUGUGCAGAGUACGACGGAAACCAGAAUGGCCCGCGGUGGUGAUCCCAUCUCAUUGAAUGGGGAUUCUGAAGAAGACAAGAGGGAGUAGCGAGCUUGUGCUUGCUGGCAUUGUCAUUUAAUGUGAGCCAUUUGGAUGGAUGAGGAUGCCCCUGGCCCACUGAUACUGCAUUAUGUUGGGCAGAUUUUGAUCUUGGCAAAUGCAUGUGGAGUGGGGCCCUGCCAAGGGGUUUCUCAGUUCAUGUCUCUGUAUGUUCAUUAAUAGCAAGCGCACAGGAGAAUAACAUUAGAUGGGUUGUUGUUUUGGCCAAUGUGAAAUCAUUUGAAUGGUUGAUUUUGUA